Molecule: messenger RNA, 5314 nt
Organism: Xenopus laevis (African clawed frog)
Lineage: Eukaryota; Metazoa; Chordata; Amphibia; Anura; Pipidae
Gene: ttc39c.S
Product: tetratricopeptide repeat domain 39C S homeolog
Exons: 14
Coding region: 185-1894 (569 amino acids)
Biological process (GO): cilium assembly; otolith morphogenesis
Source: RefSeq, a predicted model, not a curated record
CUCCCCCACCCAAUCAGGAGCUGCGCUUAAACCUGUCAGGGAGUCACAACGAGUGCGGCUGUCAACUCGCGGGAGGAUAACAAAGAGCGCAGGGGGCUCCUCCUAUAGCGGGGCUGUCACUGGCUCACACGUACCGGCACCACAAGCAGCUCAUCCACCGAGAGCCCGUGCCAGCCCCUGCACCAUGGCCGAGCAGCACCUGCAGCACUCGCACGGGGAACGACUGGAUCCCACAGAGGAUGCGGAACUGGCGCUAGUGGGGAUCAAUAUGCUCUUAAAUAAUGGCUUCAAAGAGUCCGACCAGCUGUUCCGGAAAUACAGGAAUAGCAGUCCACUGAUGAGCUUUGGCGCUAGUUUUGUCAGCUUUUUGAAUGCUAUGAUGACUUUUGAAGAAGAAAAAAUGCAACUGGCAUGUGAUGAUUUAAAAAUGACUGAAAAGCUGUGUGAAAGUGAUGAAGGAGUCAUAGAAACCAUAAAGAACAAAAUAAAGAAAAAUGUUGACGUUAGAAAGUCUUCUCAGUCCAUGGUUGAUCGGCUGCAGAGGCAGAUAAUUGUUGCAGACUGUCAGGUUUACAUUGCGGUUCUGUCCUUUGUUAAGCAGGAACUGUCAGCUUAUAUAAAAGGUGGGUGGAUCUUGCGCAAAGCCUGGAAAAUAUACAACAAGUGCUAUGUGGACAUAAAUACCCUUCAGGAAAUGUAUCAGAAGAAGAUCUCUCAGGAGUCUGAUGCGGCAAAUGAUAAUCACAUUGACGCUGAAGGUGUCACCGAGGAAUCUCUUAACAGGCUGAAAGGUGCUGUGAGCUUUGGCUACGGACUUUUUCACCUUUGCAUAUCCAUGGUGCCCCCAAACCUGCUCAAAAUCAUCAACUUGCUGGGUUUUCCGGGAGACCGUCUGCAGGGGCUUUCUUCACUGAUGUAUGCAAGUGAAAGUAAGGACAUGAAGGCCCCUUUAGCUACGUUGGCAUUGCUAUGGUAUCACACCGUAGUCCGCCCAUUCUUUGCACUGGAUGGCAGUGAUAGCCAAGGAGGACUGAAAGAGGCCAAAGAGAUUCUUAAAAAGAAGGAAUCCGCCUACCCCAACUCUUCUCUAUUUAUGUUCUUUAAGGGAAGAAUACAGAGAUUAGAGUGUCAAAUAAACAGUGCCUUGACUUCUUUCCACACUGCUCUGGAACUGGCAAAGGACCAGAGGGAGAUCCAGCAUGUUUGUCUGUAUGAAAUAGGUUGGUGCAGCAUGAUAGAAAUGAACUACAAGGAUGCCUUCCAAUCGUUUGAGAGAUUAAAGAAUGAAUCACGGUGGUCCCAGUGCUAUUAUGCUUAUUUGACUGCAGUGUGUCAGGGGGCCAACGGGGAUGUGGAUGGAGCACAUGAUGUAUUUAAAGACGUCCAGAAACUUUUCAAAAGAAAGAACAACCAGAUUGAGCUAUUCUCUGUUAAAAAGAGUGAAAGAUUUAAAAAGCAAAGUCCAACCAAAGAGCUGUGUGUUCUGGCUGCUAUCGAGGUGCUGUAUCUGUGGAAGGCUAUUCCCAACUGUUCCCUCUCUAACCUCCAGCACAUGAGCCAAGCUUGCCAUGAAGUGCUGGAUCCAUCUGUUGUGGGUUUGCGGAGUUUGCUCCUUGGUGCAAUACAUAAAUGUCUUGGGAACACGGAAGAUGCUGUUCAGUUUUUCCAACGCGCUGUUAAAGAUGAAAUAGGCCGUCAGUUGAACCUGUAUGUUCAACCGUAUGCUUGCUAUGAACUGGGCUGCCUUUUGUUGGACAAUCCAGAGACUGUGGCAAAAGGGAAAACGUUACUUUUUCAGGCAAAGGAAGAAUACACCGGCUAUGACUUUGAGAACAGAUUGCACGUACGGAUACAUGCAGCCUUCGCUUCUCUCAGAGAAGUGGUCCCUCAAUGACGCAGGGUCUAUCUUACACUGGUUUCUGCACUUUAAUGAGAAGCAGAGGAUCAAAAAGACUGGGCAAAAUAGAGGAACCUGCAUUGUUCCAAAAAAAAAAAAAAAAAAAUGUGCCAGAACCAAGCACAGAAUUGGCAUUGUUUGCCAGAAAUGGAAUUCACUUUUUUUUUAUUAACCUAACCUAGGUGAUAAGCAAGAGUACCAUGUAAUAAAGCCUAUUCCUCUGCUAGGUUGGUAGACAAGUAGUUUGGCUGCAGCACACACUAAUACUGAGCAGCAGCUCCAUCUACUGGACACAUUACACAACUGUAUAAGCACUCUUUUUAAUUAGCGUAAAGGAAAAUAACUUUAACAAUGGACACCAUUAAACUCCAGAGGAUAAUAUUCACUGUAGUUGUGAAACUGUAGCUAUUGCUGCUGUUCUGCCAACAUUUACAUGGUGUGAUUCUGCCAUGCAACUCCCGUGCUGAAACUAUACAAAAUGAUAGUGCUUAAUGAAGGACUUUCCAGCCAGCACAUUGGUCCAUUCACUGAACUGCUGCAAAGAAAUUCCCAGUAUAAAGGGACACUGUCAUGCAGCUAAGACUUAGGAGAGACACACACAGUACCGCCGUGCCCUUUCUCUCCAUCACAACCCAUGCUGCCAUCUUGUACUGUCAGCUUUCACUAAAAUUUAUAUGGGAGCACUGGAAACAGUCCUAUAGUACCGUAGUUUUUAUGGUUGAGCUUAUUAGCUGAGGGAAACAUAUCCAAUCAUAUUUGUGGAUUUUGUUUUUUGGUUAAUGGUAAUAUCCCCACAUUCCUUAGCUGCAGUUCAUCUAUUAUUUGUGGGCCAUGGGAAAGUGCUUGUUUGUUUUUUCUGGCAUUUUUUGUAUAGGCUUCUAGGUAUAUGACAUUUUGAGAGAACUGACUGGUUUGCAGUAUUUUACUGGAUCAAUGUAAAACAAAAGGUUGGGAUACCUUAGCAGCUCCUUACCUUAGCACUGUUUUAAUUAAUUUGCAACUCCACAGAAAAUAUACAGGCAGCAUCUAUGUUUAAGUAUAAAAAUGGCUGACUUAUGUGAAACCUCAAUGUCACUUUUAGGUAUCUGGUCCUUUAUUCCAGAAACUCGAUGGUAACUAAACUGCAUGAAUCUGUAUUAGUAGCAAAACAAUCCUAGUGGAUUUAUUUAAGGUUCACAUGCAUAACUUAACCAUGAAAUAUUGAUUAACGCAAGGGUAUUAAGGGACUUGUUUCUUGUGCUGCUACUGCAUUGAACCAUAGGGUUCCCUUGCACAACUGCCACUUAAAAACAUGGCAGUCCAUCCAUGCGUUAGGCAGGUGCACUGUACUUGUAGUUGCUUUUUAUAAACUCUGAUGUGUUGACUUUACAACUGGUGGGAUAUCUCUGCACUAAGCAAGUAAAGCUGCUCUGAUUUACAGGUGUGGAUAGAAGAAUGUUAAAUGACAUCCAUCUAUACACUGACUUGUCAAAUAGAGGUAUGAGCUGUGGUACAGCAAGGGGGCAGCAUAAAUGUUUUUUUAUUGAUCCAGUAAAAUCUGAAUACCAAAUGUCCAAUCGUUUUUUUUUUUGUUUGUUUUUUCAAGAACUUGAUAACAGUGAAAGGCAAUACAGUAAAGAAUCUGUAGCACCUGUGCUUCUCUUUAGUACUUGAAAACAUUCUUUAUGUUCAACUUCAGGGAUCUUUUCAAUGAUCUUCAUGGCAGACAAAUCACUAUAUGUGUAGUGUGAGCUUGUCCUUACAAUGAGCAGUAAGGGAUGCAGUUGGUAGGUAAGACUUUCCCUUUGGUGUAUGGAAACCUUCUUUGUGCAGCCCUGAGCUAUUGUUUCUCUAAGACCUACAGAUGUAGCCUUCAUGUGUAGUGCAGUAACUUCUCUAUCUUCAGUACAAACCCACCAAAACAUUUGGGCUGCCCAGCCUUCAGUCCAUCAACCAUCUGAAGUUGUUACAUUAAUUGUGUAUGAAUGUAACAUUAUGCCAUAGGGGGAAAUUCCACUUACUAGACCAAGGGUUGUCCAAGGAGCUGGCUUCCAGCUCUUAGCUCUAAAAAUUGGAGAUAUGUAAAAACCACCAAAAACUACAAAAAACUAAUAAAAAAUGUUGGCAAGUAAAAGCAGUUGAGUUCCCAUAGAAGUUGAAGGGAUCUGCGCUUUCCCAGUUGCAUCAUUUUUAAUCCGUUCUGACUGUUGGAGGUUUUCAAAUUUUUUUUUUUUUUGCCAGUAAUUGGCUGAAAAUUGUUUUGCAGAUUGUUCAUCGUUUUCUUUUUUGUCAUUUGUGCUUUUUCCUAUUUAGAUCCAUAUCUUUCUAUUUAAUGACUUUCAUGGCAUUCGUGUUUUAAAGAGUUUAGUGAGUUUAAUUUUGGUUUCAAAAAGUACACAAGCCUGGAUUUUGAUAUAUGGGCCUCCCCGAGUCUGCAUCUAAACAGAAGUCUGAUUCUGAAGUUACUGCAGUUAGAAUGUUUAGUUCCCUUGCUGUUUGUUACUUGCACUCCUGCUUCUUCCUUGAGUGGCUUCAGCAACCAGUUGCUUCCAUUAGGCAGAAAGCAUAUUGUGCCACUAAUAUUGAUAUGUACCUCAUACGCCUAUGGGAUAACGGCAGCAUUCCCUGCAACUAGCAGGUCAGCCCGUUCAUUUUAAGCCGUGAAAAUGGAUUCUGACUGCAACGACAAUUGCAGUAGCUGCUAUAGUCCCAUGUCCCUCUAAUGUACAGCAUUUUCUGCCUCUAAAGCAAACCCGUCUCUUCGUUCUCUCUUUCAAUUGCCCAGUCACAAAAGCACUGCUGGGGUUCAGCUUGAUCCUUGCUUUACAAUGAUUUUAGGCAGCAUACAUUUUCAAUAAUUCAUAGUUGGGAAAAUGUGAAUUGUAGGCAGAAUCUGGUAACAUCUUGGCCAUUUGUGAUCUGAUUCUGUUGGACUGAACCACAGUCACAUUGAUUAUCCUUAUAGGAAUUCUUUAAAUCAUUUCCAUCACUUGCACACAAGAAGGAAGCUGUUCUAUUGACUCUCUCGGCCUCAUUGGCUCUCUCCAACUGGAUCUCAUUGCCGCUGGCUGCAGACAGUGCUCUAAAAAAAGAAUAACCAAUCCAUUUAUUCACUUCAUACAUAGAGGUCUGGCAGAAAUGUUACACAAGUAUUGUUUACAUUAGAUUUUGCCUGUGAUGAGGACUGUAUUGUAGUCGCUGAAGGAUUCUACUCGGAGGCAUGGUCUAUGAGCAAUAAAGGGACUGUGUGUGGAUCAUGCAGGUGAACCUGUCUAUGGCUUGUCCAUCAUUUAUUGUAUUUAGUUGGUUUCUAUUAUUUGCAGAUUAGAAAAUAAUAAUAGAUGUUACCAAAAAGCCUAGAGUAGAAUAUUUAUUGUAGUGUAAUGUUACCGAAUACACUUUUAUAUUUCCUUAAAGACAAUAAAAGGAAAGAUGUUU